Messenger RNA from Effrenium voratum, 1215 nucleotides. Lineage: Eukaryota; Dinophyceae; Suessiales; Symbiodiniaceae. The record is from the annotation of a GenBank genome assembly.
AUGUUGCUCCAGCUCAGAAAGGAAUUUCGCAGUGGCGGCAUGGCAAUGGCAGGAAACUUGCCGCGGAGCUCCGCAAGGCGCCAACGACAUAGAACUUGGCUAGCUUCGCCGAAAGCCAAAAAGACAAAAGCAAGGAGCAUUGCUCAACGGCAGAGCCACAGGAAAUCUGCUCGUCUCGGCAAAUCUGGGGAAAGCCUGUUACAAGGGCUGCACCAGCUUCUCCAGCGCUUGGACCAGCGUGUCCGCCGCUCGGUGCUGUCAAAGCGCUUCACAGAAGUGCAGCGCCGGGAGUUCGAGCGCUGGAUGCUGGCCCGGGGCGGUGAAUCUUCUGCAGUCAAAGCAGAGAUGCCCGGCCGCGUGUCCAAGGUCACGCGAAAGGUCAAGGCCCGAGACUCAAAGGCCUCUUUGGCGGCCGUGUUCCGCGACAAAGAGGGCAUUGCGCAUGUGCCGGGCCUGGUGGUGCACUCCAAGCUUGGAGAACAGGCGCGCUACUCUGCGAUAGUGACCAUCGGACGAGUUCGGCUUCUGACCAAGGAGCAUCAGAGUCUGGAGGUUGCGCGAGAUUUUCGCACUGCGUUGGUGGAUUUCAAGCAGCGCAUGGAGGGCGUGGAGCAAGCUGACUUUGAAGACAGGUUCAGAACCGUCCUGGUGGAGUGCCUUGAAGAGCAUGGACUCGAGCCGCGCGCCAUGGGAUUACGCUUUUGCGUCGUCAUGGCGUCACUUUGGCUGCCAAGGCCACUGGUGACGCCUCCAUUCCUGGCUGAGGGACAGGCCAUGGACGCAGGGCUUCGCGCCUGGAGACGCCUCAGCGAUGCACGAGGCCAUGUGCUCCGGCGUGGCUCUGUUCUCCAGGUCCUGAGCCCGGAAGAAAUUGCGGCUACCUGGGCACGCAUCCGCAGCUCCUACCUGGAAGCUGUUGCGGAGGCGGCCUGCAUAGCAGAGUGCAGCGAGGUCAAGUGUCGGAAGGACAUGGAGGCCGCAGCAUUCCGGUUGCAAGCUUUGGAAGCGGCACAGGGAGGCCGACAAGAAAAGCAGCUUGAACGCUGGAAUCGCCGGAAGAUGGCACAGGAGGAGGCCUUGCAACGGCAAGAAUCCAUUUACGAACCUGGCGCUGAGGAAGCGAGAAACCGAUAUCAAAAGAUCCUGAAGCGUGUGGACCGACUUCUUGAGGUAUGGUCCAGGAAGCGCCGUGCUCUGAGAUGCAUUCCGCUUUGA